AGUUUCAGCGACUUCCUUCCGAUUGUUUCCCUUUCGUGACGUCUACUAUCCGUUUUGCUGCAAAGUUUAAAUCGAAGUUUGUGUAACUUCCUGCCGAGCCAUAGAUCGACUACUGUAUUUGUACUUUGCCAUCGCAGAAAGAGGUACGAUGAUGAUGAUUUACUUGAUAGAACUUGCUUUCUUUACUGAAAUUAGUUUUGUUUACAUGGCAACCCUAGUUCGACUCUCGAUUACGUAAUCAUUUUAAGGUUUAUAUCAUGUUAUAUUGCCCAUUUACUGUCUUUCUGUAAGUUAAUCUAGAUCAUGUUUGUUACUCUCUUUGUAAGAAGUGAUCACCUUCUUAAAAGAACCUAAAAUAGGACGCCCAGCAGAAAAUGAUGCACAACGGUCUAAGCAAUAGAAAACUUUUUCCUUCUUUGCAUAUUUUAAAAUAAACACGGAAAGGUGGUUAGCCAUAUUCGAGACCUUGACAGUUGUCAAACUGAAACCAGAGACGAAGUGGAGGGUUUGCGAACUUUCAAUAAUUUCACCAACUCUUCAAGUGUUUAUAUUAGGCUAAACAAGCACAGAAAAAAAGUUUUUUAUUGCUUUAAUUUAUUAUAUGACUUUAAUCAAACUAAACCUGACACGGUAUUACGGCUUUUUGAUGACCUUUCCCGCUAUUGACAGAGGCUUCAUGCAGCAGAGGCCGUCUGUUUCCAGCUAUUUGGCCGGCGGGAGGAGAAAAGAGGAGGCAUCUUUUCCGCUCACAGCGCACAGGCCGAUACUUGAAGUGCAGUUUCUUUCACAGUGUGGGGCCAAAUUUCUCUCACUGAAGACCUUCAUUUUAGUAAAACAGUAAUGGUUUCUUAAAUUCGAUUUUAGUUCUGUAUUGUGAUUCUACUGUCUUUUUUUCUGCAAAAAGCAUGCAUAGGUUUUUUUUUCACGGGCGCCGAUGAAAAGAGAAAUUCUUACUAGUAGCCAAGUGUUGCCCACAAACGCGUAAUCAGUUCUUGGCUACUGGUCAUGCAUAAAGAUGCCUUUCAAAGUUCCUUCCUUUUUCCCUUUUUAAAAAUAAUAACUUUAGUGAAAUAACUUUUAGAUAUCAUCGUAUAUGUAAAAAUUUCUUCUCAAGUUUCAAACGUAGAAGAAAUGGCUUUUUUUGGAAUUGAUUUGUCUCGAAACGCAGGAAGGCCAAACUCUUACGAUUUCGCUUUUUAACAUAAUCUGACUAUGUGUCUUGUUGUCGAUAAAUUUAAUACAACAGUAAAACAGGCUGAGCCCGGUCACGAUAACUAUUGUAAAAAAUACUCUCUAAUUAACGUCGAUCUUUCAACGCAGGGGACUUAAUCCAACGACUUAAUCCCCAACGACGACUUCAAAAAAACAAUGGUGUAAUGAUCAAAACAACAGCUCUUCACGUGCGUCACUCAUUUUAGUACAUUUCUGUGACGUCCACUGCACGACUACGACGUGAAACCUCCUAAUUUGACGUUUUAUGGAGGACGUGGAAAUACGACUUCCUUCCUCUGGAAACUGAUUAAAAUCCUUAAGAAUUCAUCUUAAGGAAAAGUCGCCUGCAUUUUGACAUAUUGAGCCAGUCCAAAGACACGAUUAAGUUUGAAAGAGCGCAAAUUCAUUUUUUUUAACCGAAGUUUUCACUGUCGUCGUCGUCGUCGUCCAUUGCUUGAGGUCCCCUAUGGCAAAGGAACGACGAGGAACGGGAUUUUCAGAUUUGGCCGCACGAAAAAGGGACCCGCUGUUUUCUUCUCUCUUUUUUCGCGCGGUCUUUGACUCUCGUUCCUCGUUCUUUGCUCCGAAACCGCGCGUAAACGCUUGCCAGGCAGGCUAAAUCCAACAGGGCUGCACUGCAAACUUAAACAUACUACUGGCGACAGACGCAUUUUUUUGCAAAGAGUGUUAAAGUAAACAAGUUGAGACAAGAAUAAUUAAAUUGUUAAUUGCGUUUAAACUUUAUGUAAAAACAGGAGAGUCAUUGUUGGUGAAAAAAACCCUCAAAGAAUUCAGCUUUGUGGUGAGGCUAUAUCAAGUAAGGGGAACUGUGGCUGUGAACGAUAGACCAAAUGAUUUCCUCCGUAAUAGAGAACAAUUAAACAUUCUAUAAUAUAAUUAAGGUCACCUAUGAAUUGUUUCUAAGGAAACUAAGCUAUGUCUACCUCAGUUUUGUGUUGUGUGGUGUUAAUAGCCUGCGAGCAAGCCCUCAUGCAGCCCUUGGGACGAGGUUGGCGCCAGCGGGGACUCAACAGCGAGGGAGAAGGAGGGGGGGAACGAAAGAUGAAACUCCUUUUCACCGCCUCCUGUUCACCCCCGCUCGCUCGCUCGCGCGUCCUCGCGCGGCUCGCUUCGCUUGUCCAAAUGGAGAGCUUUCUCGCAGGCUCUGGUGUUAAACCUAUGCUAAACACUGAGCUAAACUAGGAGAAACGGAUUUAACACUAAAAAAGAAGUUAAAAGUCAUCUUUCAUUUGUGUUUAAGCCUUCUUUUUGUUAUAAAGCUCCUACUAAAAAUGGUCUCUGUCCUCAAUAUCUAGCAGAUCUUUUGCGCCUUCACAAUCGAUGAGGACUAUAAACACCUUUCGCUUAAACUCUCAAUACCUACAGAUGCAAACAAAGUAGGGAAUAAAAUACAGUUAAAAAGGAAACAAAAACGUACAGCUUGUUUCGAAACAUUGUUGCCAAACGAAUCGCGAGUCGAAAAACAAUGUGGCGCGUUUAACCUUCCACGUUCAAACUUGUUUUCCAACAAAUCAGGUUGCUAGCAUCGCUGCUUCUAAGGCGCGCGGCUCGUUAUGGCGCUGGAUAAUGAACCCGCCGCGCUGACACACCAUUGCGUGAUCCACGCUAAAUUGAACACCGCAUACGCAGAUCAUGGGAGUGUCCGUUAUUUCCCAGUCGUACCGUAACUUGAUUGCAAAUAAUAAUAAUAAUAAUAAUAAUAAUAAUAAUAAUAAUAAUAAUAAUAAUAAUAAUAAUAAUAAUAAUAUGAUUAUUAUUAUCAUAAUUAUAAAAAUAAUAAUUAUUAUUAAUAUCACUAGUGUUAUUAAAUUCUAAGGCCGCUCUCGGUCUGAAGAUCCAUUCCAAAGUUGUAAAUCAAGGAAUUUUGUAAAAUGAUUUUUUUUAAAAUUUGGUGUUGUUCACUGGUUGGUUGGUUAGUUUCGUCAUUGACGCAAGACUAUAAUAACAAGAAUGCAAAUAGAUUUGACUAACUUUUAAAAACAAAACACGAACACCAAUCAAUUAGUUUUGACAGGAACCUUGCAUUUAAGAGUCCCCUGGGACCUCUUGGGGAUGAUAUUGUUCUUGUUAAUAUGUAAUGCUUCUAAACAUGUGCUUAACUGCGAACCUUGCCUUCGAAGCGCCCUAUGAAUCUGUACAUUGAUGUGCAAGCUGUAGUAAUCUGAAGUGAGCUUUAAGUUGAUGUUAAGACCAGUUAAUUGGGGUAGUCAUUUUUUAUUUUUACGCAGCGGGUGAUUACCCUCCAUAACGUAUUGAUCUGUUGUUGUACUAAACUGACUUCAUUAGAUAUAGUUAUAUUUGUAUCAUUAAUAUAAAUAUAGUGUCGAGAGCAUAUGUCUAUAAAAAGUCACAGUUGAGCCAUUUAUAGAAAGAACAAUUUCAUUUGCCAAUAUUAAUCACAGAUCAUUGUUUAUGCUUAGGUCUUGACUGGAAAUUCUGAUCGAAACUCAACAGCAUUUUGAAGUUUUUCGACAACAGUGGUAAGUAUUAGCAUGCUUGCUUUUAAAAGUACAUUUCCAAAGGGAUUUUAAGAAGGGUGAGCGAAAUACAUUACUCGGGAAUGAGAGCAAGCGGAAACUGCAACCUAUCAGGACCGAGACACAUUAGCUAGAUUCGCAGGCUAGAGACACACUGAAGGAAGAGAAAAAUGAGGGAGAAAUGGUGUCUGAAAUACUGACGCGUAAUUAAAGAACGAAGACGAGUUCAUUUGCGGAACUUUGCGGCCCGACUUUGAUCGCUCUACUAUCCCGUAGGAGGAUGAGGUACCACAGACCUGCAUGGACACGACUUGUAGUUUAACCUAAGUAAACUUACCCUUGCAUUUAGCAAUCGUGUCACUUCAUGGCAGUUGUAGUACCGCGGUUAGGUUAAAACACACUUUAUUCACGACCGUUACACUCCGAACUCAGAACGCUAACCGACUCGAAUAAAUUACAACACACGCUAUCUAUAGUACAUGCAAAUUACGUAAUCCCCGUGUGUAUCACAUCACAUUCAUUCUCUCGCUUCUACGCGCUUGCAUUAGCAUCGUAUACACUACAUUCCCUUCUUUGAUCAAAUUUAGCAGGAAGGCAGUUUUAAAAGGCUGCAAAACCCUAAAUGUUCAGCAAAACAAAGUCUUUGAAUUAAACUAGACAAAACAGGAAAAGAAGUCCUAAACAUCCAGGACAAAGUCUUUAUAGCGCGCAGGCUGUCUUAUAGUUCGGGUCGACCUCCGCACAGGCCUUUCCGCUGCGUUAUCUUCCUUUUCGGUAGAAUGCCCAGCUUGUACUUGGGAAUUUUCAGAUACUCCUGUAGUCCCUGGAAUUCCGCUUGGCCCUGAUACCUCUGUCGUCUCCGGAACUCUGCUUGGCCCUGGCUCAUCUGUCUGUACUGUAGAACUUGCUUGUACCACUUGGUCUCCGUUGCCAUUGGAUACACCAUCGUUGUACUUCUUUACGAAUGCAGUGUUCCUUUUCAGUUGCACACCAGCUUCGUUCCUAAGCGUUACCUCUGUUCCUGUCCUCUGAACCACCUUAAAAGGAGCAGGGUUGAAGUUGGUAGACAGCUUGUUCGUUUUUUCGGCUUUCAAAAGUACUGUGUCACCAACACGUAUGCUCUUGGGCGUGGCACCUCUCUUGAGAUCUGCAUAAGCUUUGCCCUUUAAUUUACUUGACCAAUCCCGCUCUCGCACUUCUUCGCCUGGCACCCCGACCGUCUCUCUCCUUAACUCUGGCAAUUUGGACCUAACCUCGUGGCCAAACAUCAUGUAACAGGGGGUAGUCCCCGUCGACGUUUGCGGAGUGGAUCUGUACGCCAUCAACCAUACAAGCAAUUCAGUUCUCCAGUUCUUUCCUUCUAAAUGUGCAAUCUGUAGACAUUUAAGUAACGAGCGAUUUUGGCGUUCCACCUCUCCAUUAGCUUGAGGCCACAACGGCGUCGUUUUCCUGUGCUCAAUACCAUUUGCGCGUAAAUAUGCUUCAAAUUCUUCGGAUACGAACUGGGGCCCAUUAUCUGUCCUUAAAGAGAACGGAAAACCGAAUCUGGCAAACAUGGGUGCAAGUGCUUCGAUGACCUUGGCACUUGUAGUAGACUUCAGAAUAGCAACUUCUAAGAAACGACUGUAGUAAUCGAUCACCACCAAAAUACUCUCUCCUGUGGGUAGGGGUCCCAGCAGGUCUGCUCCACAAUCCUGCCAAGGAGCACUCGGAGGAAGAACGCGGGACAUCGGCUCAGGAGGGUUAAAUCCAGAAGUGACCUGGCAGCCAUGACAAACUUUACAAAAUUUCUCAACUUCCUUGUCCAUUCCCGGCCACCAAACUUUACUACGGAGCCGAUACUUCGUCUUCACUAUACCCUGGUGCCCUUCGUGUGCCAGCCGCACCACCCUGUCGCGCAGGAGCUUGGGAACCACAAUCCUUGUGCCGCGAAGCAAUAGCUCACCAUAGACGCAUAAUUCGUCCUUGACUUGUGCAUACGAGGGAAGUGUACACCGGUCCCAGUCCCCUGACCUCACGCAACUCUUUACUAUCGUCAAUUCUUCGUCAAAAUAGGAAGCUUCUUCAAUUUCUGUAGGUGAUAGAGCAACGGGUAUACAGCUUAUAGCAAUGGCUCUGACAAAGUCGUAGUCUUCUCCAUGGUCCACUUGAUCCAAGGAGUUCAAACGGGACAACGCGUCGGCUAUAUUUGUCUUCCCUGGGCGGUACACCACUUUAAAAUCGUACCCUUGUAGUCUUAAGACCCAUCUCUCUAUUCGGGCGCAAGGCUUUGAAGUGCGCGAGUAGACACGCUCUAAAGGCUUGUGAUCUGUUUCCAACUCGAAGCUCUGUCCGGAAACGUACAUGUUGAACCGUUCACACGCCCAAACCAAGGCAAGUGCCUCUUUCUCUGUUUGGCUGUAGCGUCGUUCCACGUCAGUUAGGCUCCUCGACGCGUAGGAGACAACUCUCCACAUUCCCCCCUGCUGCUGGGUGAGAACCGCUCCUAAUCCAACUGGAGAUGCAUCGGCAAUGAUUCGCGUUCUGCAGCCAACCUUAAAAUAAGCCAGUGUCUCUGCCUGGGUGAUUAGACGCUUCAGUUCCUCAAAGGCUGUUUGUUGCUCUUUACCCCAGUGAAACACGAUGCCCUUCCUGGUUAACUCUUGAAUAGGCUUGGCCACGGACGCCACGUCAGGCAUGAACUUAGCGGAAUAUUGGACAAGACCCAUAAACGAUCGCACUUCACUUGCGUCUUUGGGAGAUCUAGCAUCUCUUAUAGCAGCAAUCUUCUCUUCGGAUGGGUUUAUGCCGUCACUAGUCAGCUCGUGACCAAAGAACGUAAGCCUUGACAAUCUAAACUCGCACUUGUCUCCGUUCACCGUCAACCCCACUUCACUCAGCCUAUCUAACACCGCAAAAAGACGCUUGUCAUGUUCCUCCACGUCACACCCAUGAACAAUGAGAUCGUCCGCAAUGUUCGCAACCCCAGCACAACCCCUUAACACAUCUCUAAUGAUCUGCUGAUAUUUCUCCGGCGCCGACGUUACGCCAAACAUCAACCGCUUGUAACGAUAAAGCCCUCGAUGCGUGGCAAAGGUAGUGAUGUGGCGACUUUCCUCACUGAGUAAAAUCUGGUGAAAACCCCACUUGAGAUCUAUCUUGCUGAACACCGUACUGCCAUUCAAGUCGUGUAACAGCUCCUCAACGGUUGGAAUUGGGUGACGCUCUCGGACGAUUGCUUCAUUUGCACGACGCAUAUCAACACAGACUCUUACGUCGCCAUCGCUUUUGGGAACCACCACCAACGGCGAAAUCCAUCCUGACGGCCCCUCCGGCACUUCCUCUAUAAUGUCAAGCUCCAAAAGUUCAUCCAGCUUUGCAUCCACCUUCUCGCGUAACCCGAACGGUAUCCUACGUACAUGCUGCGCUACAGGCUUCACCGACUCAUCAAUGUGUAGCUUAAGCUCGUAGCCCUUCAAAAGACCAACACCACUAAACAAGUGCUUGUAUUUCUCUCUGACAUCCCCGUCCGAUCGCCCACCGUCAACACUGUUUGUCUGAAAAGGACCAAUACGCAACAGGUUUAGCGCCUCGGCAGUCUCUCGGCCCAACAGCGUGCGACCAUCGCCUUCAACCACCACAAAAUCAGCAUUACUUCCGUUUUCAAACCCAGCCAGCGUGACAUCUGCCGUGAACGUUCCUAGGGUCGGUAAAGGUUCUGUACCACCAUAAGCAAAAAGUUCCUUUGCAGAUUUGCGAGAUUCACAGUUAAUCCCCUUUUGCUUUAACAACUCCCAGGUCUGCUGGCCCAUAACAUUACAUGAAGCUCCCGAAUCAAUGAGAACAUCGGGUACGUCUACACCACCAAUGACCAGCGUUACCAAAGCGCCCCUUUGUUCCUUGCGAUCAUUCACCUGUUCCACUGAAAAGGCAUAAUCGGGUCUUUGCGAAUGACCUGAUGCAGCGAAAUCUCCUUUGUCUUCCUCUCCAGGGCUAGGUCUUCCAGUCACGAGGUUCGUCUCUCGCCCUCCGCGUCCGCGUCCACCUCGACCCAGUCCACCAGCACUCCUGCCUCCUCUGCCGCGUCCGCCUCUGCUACUCUCAGGUCCUCUAGAUCCCGAAUGGGUCCUGCUUAGCUGAUGGAGUCGAGGGCAUUUAACUUUGAAAUGGCCUGUUUCGCCGCACUUCCUGCAAGUUUGACCACGCGCCGGGCACUUUUUGUCUUGACUGAAGUGUCCUUCUUGUCCGCAGCUAAAGCACGUCUUUGCUUUCCUGGGAUUUUUGUUUCCAUACAGCCUGCCACCCACUGCAUUGACCUGGUUAUCUGCUUGGUCGGUACUGUAUUGCUUCAGUUGUCGAUCAACCGCUUCUUGGGAUCUUGCAACACGCAACAAUUCAUCUAACGUAACAGUUCCUUCCUUUUCCAGAAAUUUCCGGCGUAAAUGGCUCGAAUAACACUUGUCUAUGAGCUGAUCGCGAAUGUAGUCAUCCUCGCCGGCGCCAAAAUCACAAGUCGCUGCUCGCUGACGCAAUCUACAAACGAACUGAUCAACUGUCUCUCCGAUCCCUUGCGAAAUUUGUCGAAACAAAUGUCUCUCAAAGGGAAUGUUCGCCUUUGGCACGAAAUGGUCGUCCAACACCUUUAACGUUGCUUCAAAACUUGCAUCUCCACCCUCACCAGCUAGUGUGAAAUAAAUUUCUUGCACAUCCAUACCAGCGACAUGCAACAGCAAAGCACGUUUUUGAGCGUCGUUCGAUACACCUUUCCCGGUCACAUACAAACUGAACGCUCGCUUCCACUUCUUCCAUCGCUGACUUAAAUUGUGCGCCUCUCCUUUUGGAUUAAAUGGUUCCAAUCCACUGACAUCUAAAGUAACAGAAGUCAUCCCAGAACCGCCAACAGCACCGCUCGUAGUACCGCUUGUCGCGUUAGUUUCGCCCGAUCCACCGCCUCCCGGCAUCGCUGAAAUAAAUCCUUGACGAAAUCCUCGACGAAAUCCACAGCGAGAUUUUCAACGAAACUCUUGAAACCCUCGGCGAAAUCCUCGAAAUAUCCUCGAAAUAUCCUCGUCGCCAAUGUAGUACCGCGGUUAGGUUAAAACACACUUUAUUCACGACCGUUACACUCCGAACUCAGAACGCUAACCGACUCGAAUAAAUUACAACACACGCUAUCUACAGUACAUGCAAAUUACGUAAUUCCCGUGUGUAUCACAUCACAUUCAUUCUCUCGCUUCUACGCGCUUGCAUUAGCAUCGUAUACACUACAGCAGUGUCACAGUAAACAGUCAAUCGCGUGAUCAAGCUAAAUUUCCUAUUGUCCCAACUACAAUAGCCUCUCACGCAGACGUUUUUAGGGGAGCUCGUCAUUUUCAGGAGAAGGCAAAACGUUCCUGCGGUGGGGAGCGAUGAAUAGCUGUAUUCGGCGUGGGGUACAGUAUAUCUUGCUAUCAAAGAAACUCUUUCUUACUGUUUCAACCUUUUUCUCCCGUCCCCCCCACACCCCUGGAACGCCUCCUUUUCCUUUUUCACUCUGGCCCCGCCCCUCUGUCGUCCCCCAUAUUUAACCUACCUAGUUUUUUUUUCAGAAAUGCCAAAUCGAGCGUGGCUACUUUCCGUUCUAUUCCUCCUGAUUCUUACAGCUACAGAGAGUAAGGAUUACGAGUUUAACGUGGCAUGGUCAUACCGUAGUCCCGACUGCGUCGAACGUCCUAUUGUGACAAUAAAUGACGAUUUUCCCGGGCCCACAAUCCGCGUCAAGGUUGGGGAGGAGGUUCGUGUUAAAGUUAACAACAAUCUUCCAUCAGAUGCUAUCACCAUUCACUGGCAUGGUCAGGAGCAGCGCGAGAACGUGUGGCAUGACGGGAUAGGUGAGCGCAGUGAAAGGAUUUCCUCCAAGAUUACUCGAAUCAUGAUACGUUUCUGGGAAACUGCCCACCUACCCCUCCCCUAAGCCAACAUUAACACUUACGUUUCACGAGUAACGCUAGUAGACAUUUGGUUGCUUUGCGCAAUCUUGGUGGUUCCUAUAGUGUGAGUCACGCUGACGUCACCUUGGUUCGUGAAAAAAAGAGGUUCUUUUGUUUCACUCGUUACAAAUCUGAAUAACACGACAUAACAUUAUUUGUAUUCUAAAUAGUAAUGUCUCCUACAUAUUUGAAGGCCUUGUCAACUCAUCAAGUCGAGAGUGAAUGUCAUCGGAAAAAAAUCAACCCUCCUUUACAAAACGUGUAUUCGCAUACAAGUACCCUUCGAUCUAUAGGUGACAAAGUCGAGACUUACAAAAACCAGGGAGACAAUUUACUGAGAAAAUUGUUCCUUUAAGGAAGGGGUUAGACAUAAAAGUCUCGACUGUAUCGCGUUUAAGGAGAGCAAGGGUGAUAAGAUCAGUCUGUGAGAGCACUAGCCUCCCACCAAUGUGGCCCGGAAUAAAAUCCCGGCAUCGAUGCCGUAUGGGGGUUAAUUUGUUGUCGGUUCUCGUCUUUGCUCCCAGAGGUUUUUUCCCCGGGUAAUCCAGUCUCUUCGGCCUAUCCUUAAACACCAACAUUUCCAAAUUCCAUAACACAACAGAUACAACAGACGCCUGGGCAAAACUGAAGGAGAUUGACACGGAUUGAAAUUAGGGUUUUUGAAAACUGUUCAGCCUAACAGUUUUUCAAAGAUGAUCUCUGAUGUUUGCAACUUCAAAAUUAAUGCUAAGGAAACAUAUUUGUUUGUCUCGAAUCUCUGCUUGUGUCAUUACAAGUAAUUUCUUUGCUUACUUUAAGUUCCAUAGCGAUUGAGGGCGAGUAAUUGGCAAAAUUAGACAAAAUGAACUGGACUGCCGUGACACAACCCCUUUAAAUCGUUGUUUAUGUCAUGUAAAAAGCAACUGUAAAUCUAACAACCUCUCCUCCACUCUAGGGAUGAUUUCAAACUGUCCUAUCCCACCCAAGACCUCCUUCACUUACAUUUUCCGCGUCAACGAUAAGCCUGGAACGUAUUUUUAUCAUGGCCACCUUGGUGGAAUACGCGCCGCUGGUCUUUAUGGGGUUCUUAUAAUUGAUCCGGCACCUGGAGUUUCUGAACAGUGGAGUUAUGAUGGGGAAUACACGCUGUUGCUAAGCGACUGGUAUCAUGCAAUUCAACACGAGCUCAGUAUUGGACUCUUGGAGGAGGAGUUCCGCUGGGCAGGUAUGAAGGCUCAGUUCUAAAAUAAGUUAGUGUUACUUCUAAUAAGUUUAUAAAUAGGUACAGGAUCUCAUUGAUGACAGUGUUUUAUAAACUGAUAGGUUUUCUUAGAUCCUAAGGACCUCUAUCACGAAAAUCAUCGAAAUUCAAACAAUGGGAACUGGCACCAAACUGAGCGAAAAAUAAAAGUAACAGCUCUAAACAUUAAAAGAAUGUAUAAAUAACACAGGAAACACAAAAGUUGUUACGGAUGGACAAACUUAAAGAAGAUUAAAACGGAUUGCAAUUGUGGUUUUUCAAAACUUGUCAGCUGAACAGUUUUUCAAAGUUUAUUUUUGGUUGUCGGUGAGGUUUUAAACAUGUUAAAUGAUGCUUGGGAGACAAGAAGCUGUGAUUUUGUAAUUUGCUAGUAAUUUCGUUGCCAACGUUACGUUCCGUUGCGAAUAAGGACGUGUAAUUGGCAAUAUUAGCAAAAUGAACUAGACAGCCGUAAAAACAGCCCAUUUAAAAUAUUCGUUAUCAUCAACAUUAUUAUUAUUAUUAUUAUUAUUGUAAGCGAUUACGUAAUUGUAGUUUGUGCUCUCUGCACCUUUUUGUUAACGCCUUGUGUUUUAUGGGUAACCAAAUUACAAUUACAAUUUUUUUUGUCGUGCUAGGUGAUCCACAGUCCAUUAUAUUAAACGGAAAAGGAUUCUUCAAUUGCUCGGACAAUGGAGUAUCGGAAGGUACACCGUUUCCUUAUUGGAAACCCGGCGGAACAGUUUAUUGCCAUCAAUCUAAGUGUCCGGGACACGAAAUACUGGAGGUAGAGAAAGGCAAAACCUACAGGCUACGUCUGAUAAAUACCGCUGAACUUUCGUUUAUGAAUUUUGCAAUCGAAAAUCACAGUUUGAUCGUAGUGGAAGCAGAUGGGCUGCCUUUGCAGGGCAUGAACGUUACAUCGCUGGAUAUCAAUUCAGGGCAGAGAUAUUCUGUUCUGUUUACUGCUGAUCAAGCUGUGGACGCUUACUGGGUCAGUGUCAUGACGCGCCACAGAAAGAACGUAGUGACUGGCCAAGCAAUAUUGAAGUACAAAGGAGUCAAUAAAGACAAACCUGACACUGACGUCGAUGUUGUCAAGGCAACACAACCCACCUGGGACAACAGCAGUGCAUCUUAUGCGCAACAGAGUCAGCUUCGCGGUAAGGACUCGGCUCCUCCAAACGACAAAGUGACACGAAGGAUUGUCAUGCUUGGUACCCAAGAGCGUUAUGAUUGGUCAAGUGGAGUCCAGUACAAUAAUGACAGGAUUCCACCGGAGGAUAAUUGUAAUAGUACAGGACGCCACCUGCGUUGGGCUGUGAACCGCGUGAGCUACAAGUGGGAGACCACGCCUGUGUUACAUAUGGUUUACUUUAACUUAGCACAGCACACUAUGACUGAGGAGAGAGGGUAUUUUAAAAUCAACAGUGGUGAUGUCAUCGAUAUUGUCGUCCAGAACUAUCCGGCAUGCAACAGGGUAUGACCUAAAUCAAUUUAGACUAUUCCACAAGCCGUACGAAUUAUGUUAAAAACAGUGUAAUUUAUAGAGGUUCGGUGCUGUAGAAUAGACUACCUAUUGAGCUGCGGCGGCCGCGAACGUUUCCCUCUUUACAGAUGCAGUGAUCUCUUCUGAAAUACGGUCGGUCACUUUACACGGCAUUAUGAAAGCAGGCACAUUUUUUCUUUCUGUUGUUAGAAAUUGUUUUAACUUUUUUAAGUGGUUCACUUUGCCUAAUGACUUUUAACCGUGGAUAAAUAAAGUUAUUCUAUUGUAUUGUAUUAUAGACUAAAUAAUACUCCGUUUUUGUGCUUGUAUCCACCUAAAAAGGUUUGCGAAAGCUAAUGAGGCGGAGCUAAAAGAUCUGCAACAAGUCUAAACACAGAUAUACCAUUGGAAAAGAGGAACACAGGAUUGAGUGCGAAUAAGGACGCGUAAUACAUGUAUUAACAAAAGAACUAGGUAGCUGUAACAAACCUCCGUAAAAGGCAAGCUAAUCGUUUUGACCAAUUUCCCUGUUAGGUAUGUGAACAGCAUCCUUGGCAUCUUCAUGGUCACAAAUUCUGGGUGGUUGGUAUGGGACUUGGUAAUUGGAAUGGAUCUGCUGAGCAGAUCGCCUCUCUUGACCCUGAGAAGGCCGUAAAACGAGACACAGUAACAGUCCUCCCAGACGCAGAGAAACCUUUCGGAGGCCAGAAAGAACAAGGUAGGAAAAUCGUCUUUAAAGCAAAAGACUACACCGGGCGUGUCUCAGGCUUUAUGUAAAAGAUAUUAAAGUGGCUGAACACAGUUUUGGCAGUUUCUGGGUAUAUGUCAUUUGCCAAAUCAUGGCAAGAGAAAGGUUGCAGCUCACAGCUUGGCAAGUGAAAAUUAUACUGAUGCAAGAUUUUGAUUGACAGGUAAAAUUUGACGUUUUGGUAGUUUCCAUGGCAAGAUGAACGAUUGAACACAACCUUAAAAUCUCACUUUGGCUCAGUUUACAUAAACUUCGCUCAUUAGAUUUUCCUAUAAACUUGCACACAACUUACUAUAAUUAAUCAUUACUAUUUGAAACUUAUUUGACCAAAUUUUAAGAGACUGGUUUUUAAAUAAUCAAAAAUAUAAUUGUACUGUAAUUAUUAAAGGUGUCAAAUUGCAGGGACCGCGGAGGGGGAGGGGCUGGUAGGGCCGCGGCCCCACCACUUUUUUGUGCCCCCGUCCCCACUUUUUGCGCUAAAGGAAAAAUAAUUAAAUUUAAAAAAAAAAGACUUGAAAAAAGUUUUUUCCGUCCAUAUUCCGCUAUAUUCUCUGUAUUUUCUUUAAUUUCAAACGCCAGGCAUUUUGUGGGGCUCCUGUGCUUUUCGCGGUAAUUGUGCCCUUGGGCCGACUUGCCCCUUGAUUAAACGCCAUGCCUUGGCCACCCCUUCGCUUCGUUCGGCAGCGUGUUUUGUACUUCCAGCUCCGGCAGAGUUUUUUAUCAGUUUUAUCAGACGAAAUGAAGAAAAUUACUAGCUUUUUCAAGCCAAACGAAGGUGAGUAGUUGUUUUGAGUUGAUAAAAGUUUUAUUUUUUUCUUUCUCCUUUCGAAUCAAUGAAAUAUUCGAUGGCAAGAAGAAUUACAUUACUUGAACAGUGAACGGCCAUAGUUAGAAAUUUUUCAGAUCACGUCAGUGUAGUAUUUUCUAUACUAAAAUUGUAAUCCCGUCUUUUCUUGCAUUGAAUCUGAACUGACCGUGUGUGUUGGUCGUUUAUUAGAGUUAUCUGGGACUUCGUCAAAGUCUGUAAGCUCUGCAGAAAAGACGACAACUACUUGCAGUGAGAAUGAUGAGUUUGAGUUUGACCAGUAAACAUACAAAUACUAUGAUUUUAUUCCUUUUAUUCCUUUUUUCGAUUUUCAAUAUGAAAAAAAUAUUUUCAAUUGUCAGCCCUCCCACUUUUCACCUUGCUCCGCGGUCCCUGAAUUGUCUUUUCAACUUCCAUUUUAAAGUUCUCAUUAUCUGUUUGACGCGCAUUAUCUAAUGGAUAACCGUCUCAGACGAAUAAUCUGUCUCUCGCGUGAAUAUGGCCGAUUUUGGACGAAUAAUCCGUCUGACUUUAUCCAACGGAUUUUGAAGACGGUCAUCCGUCUCAAGUGUGAAACGGCCAAUCUAUUCAACAAGUAUAUUUUUCCCUCUCAGGUGGUUGCGGUUGGGUAGUGGUCCGCUUUGUGGCUGAAAAUCCUGGUGUUUGGCCGUUUCAUUGCCAUAUCACCUGGCAUUUCGUCAUGGGUAUGCAGGUGAUUUUCAUUGAAUCUGCAGAUAAACUACCAAAACCUUCCUCCAACAUUCCAGCUUGCGGUGAUGUGACUCCCCAGAUGUUUGUUGAUAAAAUGAAGUCCGACGAGACCCAAAAAACUGGCGGGGAGAAAGAUUGCAAAGAUGACACAACCUUACUCGUAAUCCUUAUCAUUGGCUGGGGUUUGUUUGUCGUUAGUUUUGUCUUGGUUAUUGUUUUGUUUUGUAGAUUGAGACAAAGGGCAGAAUUCGGUUUGGUCAAGUCAAACAAUGUUGCCACGACAUAAGUUUCCUUCCCACUACGCUUGAAAUCACGUUUGACUUAAGUUUGUAAAAUUCUAAGGCCCUGCUAUUGUAUAGAGUGUUUUCACAUGACGUCAUGGCGGCCAUAUUGGUGUCCCUAAACAAUAAAACGGUGGCCAUGUUGGUGUCCCAAACCAAUCCUGUGGGAGUUGAACCCUUUUCUUAUGCAAACGCUUUCUUUUGUUCCAAUAAAUUUGCAUAGAUGCUGGUCAUGUGAGUGAAAACACUCUAUAGAGGAGAGAAGUAUGACGUCACGUUACCAUGGUAGAAAAAUCUUUUGAUCACAACAACAGGGAGCUUUUAAAAGCAAAGACGACGGCGACGGCAACGAGAACGGCAAAAAAGCAAUAGGUUUAUUGUGGCAAUACGACAACUUUGCAAGUACAUCACGCUUUUUUGUGUAUUUCUUAACCAUCGUUACACGAUUGCGACAUGAAACAGCCUCAGCGAAUGAAAGUGCAUGAAGAGUGGAGUACGUGAACGAAGCCCAAAUUUUUUUUACAAAUGGUCCUUUCAGAUUCCAACCCAGAAAAUUCGCCAACAUUUGACAAAUUAAAUGAAAUUGAUUAAGAUCGGUGACGUUUGAAACGCCACAGUACGAAUUCACUCUUUAACCGACGUUUUCGGUUUUUUGUCAUACAGAAAUUUUGCUACCAUGGCAACAUGACAUAACUACUUCUCUUCUCUAUUGAGAAAAGAUGUCCUGCGUCGAAGGCUAGGCGAGCCUUGCCUAGUCCUUCCGGUCACGUGGUCCGAGCGAGUUUUCGUCUCGAACACGUUAACGAAAUGCAUCAACCGAGAAGGCCUGUGAAGACGCCCUACAGAGACUAGGCAAAGUCGAGCUAACUUUUCAUUCAUUUCCUUAUGUAACGGGGCGAACGGUUUCCAUGAGAAACCAACAGUUGACUCCACUAGAAGGUCACCCUUUUGUGAUGGUGUGGUUACCUUCCAACAACUAUAAACAAUUUGCAUGGUUCCCCCAGCGGGGUCAACUCGGUCAAAGGGAGGCAAUCAGAGCAUGCGCGAGCGCAUUUCACUCGGGCAAAUGGGUCAACUUUUUUCUCACAUAAACGCUCGCUAAAGUUGACUCGACUGAGAGGGUGACCCUUCUACCUGGGACAGGAGGAUC
Messenger RNA from Porites evermanni, 16061 nucleotides. The record is from the annotation of a GenBank genome assembly. NCBI's taxonomy places the organism in Eukaryota, Metazoa, Cnidaria, Anthozoa, Scleractinia, Poritidae.